AGCCUGCAAGCCAGCACCAAAAGCGACGGCGCGGCCGUGCCAAUCGCCAUACGUACCGUGUUACCAACGCAUAGUAGCUCAUCGAUCGAGCACGCGGCGCUGCUUCGCUCCGAGCGCUCAAGACACUGCUAAAAGCUAGCACUGCACACUGCACUGCUGAGGCAAGCGAUAAAAGACUACAGCUCGACGUCGUCAAAAAAUGGCCAAAUCCAAGCGCUCCAAGACCCAGCGCCACAAAGCGAAACAAAACUGGAAGACGCCGAAGCGCAUGAACGCGUGCGGCCCCGAAACCGUGGACAGGGAGGAGAUCGAAGAAAUACAAAAUGAAGCGCCGAAGACGCGCUACGGCCACGUUCUAUUAACAAGGGACACGCUCGAGAGCCGCGCGAAGCGCUUGGAUCGCAUGCAGCGCGUGCGGUGCGAGCGCGCCGUGCAACGAGGCAGGGACCGGCUCCGGAAUUACAUCCCGCCGCCGCCGGAGCGGACGGAGGAAGAAAAGGCCGCAUAUCGUAGGUCGGACCCGUCGACCUGGAAGCUGCGCGGGGCGGCGCGGCCCUGGGAGGAAGUAGAAGCCGCGAAAACGCGGGACCACCACGACGUCGGCUUCGACGCCCUUGAGCGCUAUGGCGGCGAGUUAGCUUCGCAAGUGGAGGAGGGCGCGAAGUGGGUGCAAUCAUUAGUUGAUUUGGCGCGAGAUGAGUUAGAAAGAGGCAGGGGGCGCGCGGCUCUGGAUCUGUGCUGCGAGGCCUUGACGUACGACUCGCGCGACUUGUCGGGGGCGGCCUUCUGCGCCGUUGAAGUGGGAGAGGACGUCGUACAACGAUUGGCGCCGUUUCGUCGCGGCGUGCCGGCGUGGGCGCGCGCGGUUGCUGCCGUUCUUUCCAAAAGUGACGAUGCGGACGCGGUCGUGGCUCGAGCGUGCGCGGCGAACGCGGCCGCGGCUCACUGCGCCGCGCACUGGCGCGCCUUCGACGCUGCUAUCGAAAACGAGGACGCGCUCCAGGGCCUCGACGAUAUGUGUGCGGGCAGCGCGCUCGAGGCUUUGGUAGUACACUGCCAGCUGCGGUUCCUGCUGGAGGACCGGCCCGGGGAUCGGGACGCGGUCGCGGCGGCCGUGCGACGGGCGGGCGUGCCGCCGCUGCCUUCUCCUGACAUCCUCGAGGCUUCAGCUGGUUUCGCCGAGGCGGGCAUGUUCCUGGGUAUGUUCCGGACGGCGUGCGAGAUGGCGGAGGAAGCCAUUGCCGGGCCGGCGGCAGAGCCUCCUUCGGAACCGACCCCAGCGCCUACUGCGGAGCAAGGAGUGUAAUGUGGUUGUCUUAUA
Molecule: messenger RNA, 1321 nt
Organism: Pelagomonas calceolata
Lineage: Eukaryota; Pelagophyceae; Pelagomonadales; Pelagomonadaceae
Source: the annotation of a GenBank genome assembly